This is a messenger RNA of Aspergillus sclerotioniger CBS 115572, 1539 nucleotides long. Its product is annotated as MFS transporter. Gene Ontology annotation, molecular function: transmembrane transporter activity. The coding region runs from base 1 to 1539 and encodes 512 amino acids. The transcript is spliced from 6 exons. NCBI's taxonomy places the organism in Eukaryota, Fungi, Ascomycota, Eurotiomycetes, Eurotiales, Aspergillaceae. Gene Ontology annotation, biological process: transmembrane transport. The record is from RefSeq and is a predicted model, not a curated record.
AUGUUGGAGAAAACCCCCCGGCUGCCAGUGCGGCAGCUGGUCAUUCUCUCAAUAUGUCGCUUCGCAGAGCCUGUCGUUAUCACCUCUGUCCUUCCCUAUCUCCCCGAAAUGAUCGAAUACGUUGGCGUGCCCAAAAGCGAUGUCGCCAAAUGGGUCGGCAUCACCUCGGCCGUGGCCUCCAUCUGCCAGGCCGCCAUGGCCGUGUCCUGGGGCACAGCAUCCGACUCGGUCGGCCGUAAACCCAUCAUCCUAAUCGGACUCACCUGCACCAUGUUCUUCUCGCUGAUGUUCGGCUUCUCCCAAACCCUGGGCAUGUUGGUCGUAUCGCGCGCGUUUCUCGGUCUGAUGAACGGGAACGUGGGGAUUAUUCGCACCAUGGUGGCGGAGAUGGUUCCGGAGAAGGAGUUGCAGCCGAGGGCGUUUAGUAUCAUGCCGUUGGUGUGGACGAUUGGAAGUAUUUUUGGCCCGGCGUUUGGCGGCGCUCUUGCUCGGCCGGCAGAGAAACAUCCGGAUUUGUUUGGAGAUUCGGUGUUUUUGAGAAGAUAUCCGUUUGCGUUGCCGAAUAUUGCCUCGGCGUGCUUUUUUGUCGUGGGGAUUACGACGGGGUUUUUGUUCUUGCAGGAAACGUUGGCUGCGAAGAAAAAUCAUCGUGAUUAUGGGUUGGUGCUGGGCGAGGCCCUGACGAGCUCGUGUGCUUCGCGACGAAAGUCGCAUGUGCAGGAUGGCGAAAGGGCUGCGCUGUUGGGGCCCCGGAAGAAGAAGCCGGUUAAGCGGCCCAGUUGGGCAGAGGUGUUCUCGCCACAGUCGCGCCGGGUUUUGUUGGCGUAUGCGCUCAUGUCGAUGCAUACGAUGGCGUUUGACUCGUUGCUGCCGGUAUUUCUGCAUAAUCCGGUGCAGGAGUUUGAGGGGAACCCGGACGUGCGAUUGCCGUUCAAGUUUGUGGGCGGGUUUGGCGUGGAUUCCCAAACCAUCGGCAUCUUUUACACCCUUAUUGGCAUCAUCGGCAUGGUCGUCCAGUUUCUGGUAUUCCCGUGGGCUGCGAAACGCUACGGGGUGCUCAAUUGCGUCAAGGUCGUGGCAACGGUCUUCCCAAUCCUGUACCUGCUGACCCCAUUCACGGCACUCGUGCCUGAGCCACUGCGCAACAUAACAGUAUUCUUCCUCAUGCUGGGGAAACUGUCGGCGUCGAUCUUCGGGUUCCCGUGUACAACGAUCCUGUUGACCAACUCGGCCACGAGUCUGAGUGUGCUGGGCACAUUGAACGGCGUGGGCACGAGUGUGAGUGCCAUUGGACGGGCCGUGGGGCCGGCAGUGACGGGGCAGGCGUUCACGUAUGGAGUCAAGCAGGGAUAUAUUCUGAUUCCGUGGUGGAUGCUAGCGGUGUUUGGGGCGUUGAGUGCGAUUCCAGUGUUUUAUACGGAAGAGUCGGAUGGGUUUCAUGCGGAGGAGGAGGAGGUUGAUGCUAAUGAGGGGGAGGCAGAGGUAGAAGAAAGAGAAGAAGGACAAGGAUAUGGAGCAACUGCGGUGAGUGCCCGGUAA